CUAAAUUACUAAAAAAUAUUUUGAUCUAAAUUCUAUCUUAUUCCAAUAGUAGUAAAGAUGUUCAAUUGUCUACUUGAGCGUGUAACUUAAUAGAAAAUAGUAGAAAUAGUCUCAUUCGUAGUAAAAAAUGACGACACCAGGGAAAUAUUUUCAAUCGGUCAAAACAAAGGGAAAUACGAUUGAAGACAUGAAUGAACUGCGUUGCGUUACGUAGUGUGUUAAAACUCGGCAAACGCCCCACCAGACUUUAAUUGUGCCACAGAAACAGUUAAAAGUUCUAGUUAAUGUGAUUAAAGUGCUCAACAAUGGCUGCAGCGUUCGACUCGCCCAAAUACCAUAACAGUUUAAUUUGCUGCAGCCCACGAACUGCGGACGCUUACUCGAAAUCGUCCUCGUCGACCUCGGGUUGUGUCUCGGCUGAUGAAAGCUACGAUUCCUUAAAUCAAGUACCAAAAACGAUAGCGAUCAAAAAAUUAAAGAUCCACAGCACAGCAACGAAAGAAGAAGUCGAAAAGGCGAUAAAACAGUGCAAGGAACUGAUUUUAAACAGCCAACAGUGCUCCGAUGAGCGUAAAUGGCUCGUUAGAUAUCUAGUCGAACUGCGAUUACGUUUAGAAGAUAUUAAGGACACUGACGGACAGCCUAGAUUAGGCGUGUGUAUAAAAGGUCACCAUUUUAAGCAACAAACGACGCCUCAGAACAGAAAACAGUACUGCGACCAUUGUAGUGGUGUAAUAUGGAGUAUUGUACAAAGCUCGUAUAUAUGCAGCGACUGUGGUUAUUUAAGUCAUUACAAAUGUGUGGACUACAUUUGCAGAGUGUGUGCGCAUGUUGUUAUGACGGACAAGGGGCAGUUUGAGAUGGAUAUCUGUCCGGAAAAAGGUUUAGCAGCUCAAGAUUAUAAAUGUGCGGAAUGUGGAUCAGCGCUGACCUUUAAAGAUGCCUGGAACGAGCCAAGGCUAUGUGACUAUACUGGCUUGUACUUCUGUGCAACUUGUCAUUGGAAUGAUCAAUCGGCGAUACCUGCUAGAGUUGUACAUAAUUGGGACUGGGACAAGCAUUAUGUAUCACGCCUCGCCUUCCAGAUGCUAAAUCUAGCUUGGAAUCUGCCUUACAUAGAUGUAGAGAAAAUCAAUCCGAAGCUGUUUAACUUUAUAGCGGAACUUGAAUGGGUGCAUAAGAUGCGGAAAGACCUUGAGUGGAUGAGGAGAUACUUGUGUGCCUGUUCAGAGGGCUCCACUCUUCUUUCACCAUUAUUUAUGCAGCUAGGAGAUAUAAAUAAGAAGUACAGUAUGGCACAUUUGCAAGCGAUUAAUGACGGGACUCUAGAAACACAACUAACAGAGUUGACAGAGGUCUGCCGCACUCACAUAACCAACUGCAAUUUAUGCUCAGGAAAGGGAUAUCUAUGUGAAAUUUGUAUUAAUAAUGAGAUUAUCUAUCCAUUUGACAGUGGGGCCAUUAUGUGUAACAAAUGUAACACCAUGUUACAUCGAGUAUGCUGGCUCCGCAAGGGACAGAAAUGCCCCAAAUGUGUCCGAUUAGAAGAACGUAAAAAACUACAUGAAGUUACUGACGAAGCUGAUACAACCGCUGAACAUGAAUAUGACAUAGACAAAUUUGUUGAAUGAUUUGACAUUAAUAUUUUAUUUUCUACCUUAUUUUUGCCAAACUGACAUUUAAGUCACUGGACUUGCAAAAUAUACAUGCAAUUUUGUAAAUUAACGUUAAACGGUGCUGUACAUUUUAGCAAUAAAAUAUGAUCAAAGCUUUAAAUAAAUGGCGUAAUUAAAAGAGGUUCACAACUUGGCAAUACUUUAAGCUUCCUCAAAUACCUAUAAUUUAGACUAAAAUAUGAACUCACUUAAAAAUUUUAAUUAUGAACUAUUUAAUGAUCUAAACCUUGUAUUAAUUGAUAUUAAAAAAAAUUAAUUUCAUGUAAAUUGGCUUUUUUGUGUAAGUAUAAUCUUUUGACUACUAAUAAUUUGUUUAUUAUGAUUUCAAUGUAUUUCACUAUUUUUGUAUUGACUUUCUUUUGACAUAAUAAAUAUCUAUGGCCAGGCACUGAUCAUCCGAAAAGUCCUCAUCAGAUAUAUCUGACUGAACAAGAUGCUCAUAUCAUCUGAAUGUGAUUAUCAUAAAUAUUUCAUGUUCAUUAUGUUCAACUUCAACUAUUUUAGAGCAUUAUAUAUCUAUAGUACAGAUAUAUUUGAUGAUGGACUAAAAAAUUAAAUCAGCCUUGCUUCAAAUUAUAUGUAGAUUUAAAAAUUGGACUUCCAAAUAAGGUUGACAUGUAGAAUGUAAACAUUUAAUUAAAUAUAGUGACAUUGUUGUGUUUAUGUAUUCGUAUUAGACCAUACAGAUGUCAAGGGAAUAGACGGCCUGUGAUUUUGUAUGUUGUUCCAUUAUCUUGUAUGUUAAUGUUAAGUUAGAUAUUUUGUUAAAUUUAUAUUUACAGUAAAAUAUUAAAUCUAUUACAAUGAAAUUGUAUUUAAUUUAAUGAGUCAGUAAAACCAUUUCUCCAUU
Messenger RNA from Cydia strobilella, 2526 nucleotides. RefSeq names its product differentially expressed in FDCP 8 homolog (gene DEF8). The coding region runs from base 306 to 1631 and encodes 441 amino acids. Lineage: Eukaryota; Metazoa; Arthropoda; Insecta; Lepidoptera; Tortricidae. The transcript has a single exon. The record is from RefSeq and is a predicted model, not a curated record.